GUCACUUGCCACGCCAUUUUGAAGCGAACGCUAGCGACGAGUGUGUGUGACUGACUGUUUUAAUACUGCAAUACAAUUUUGGUGUGUGUGUUUUCAAUUUACUCACACAGCACACGUGAAUGGCAAAUAGCAAAGAAGUUGCGCAUUAAAAUCGGCGCUUUGGCACAAAUUGCACUAGUUAUUGUUUGUAAACAAACUUCAAAACCCAAACGUCAUUUCGCAAUAAGUACGCAACAUAUACAACAUAUGCAAUCAAGAUGAGCGGCAACAAAGCGGGCGUGGUGUUAAAUUGCCGCACAUGCACCCGGGCAUGUAAACAAUUCAAAUCGCUGCAGGAUGAAUUCGAGAUUGGGCCCGAGGGCAGCACAACGCUGGCGAAUAUGCUCAACUAUUGCUCCAGCUUAUCGUUUGAGCCGGAAGAUGGCGCCGCAAUGCCACAGCACAUUUGCAUGCAUUGUUUGCAAUUGUUGGAGCAAGCUUUCAAUUUCAAGCGCAUGGUCAUCGAUUCUGACGAACUUUUGCGUUUGGGCCUCGAAGAGAUGGACAACAACAAUGCCAAUAGCAGCCACAACAACAAUAACAGCAACAGUGCUGCCGCUGCCGCCGCCAAUCAGGAAUAUGUUGUGAUCGAGCUGCUGGGCGGCAACGGCGCCAAUGAGGCUGAAGCAGUGGCCUCAGCGAAAGGCAGCAACUCGGGCCCACAUCAUGUGACCGCUCUUGUGGAGGCAUACAACCAACAGCCGGAGCCGGGACAGAAAUACUUGGUCGAGGAGGUCACCGAGACGGAGGUGGAUGAGUUGGACACAGAAACUGAUGAUGCCAUCGAAUCAUUGGGAGACUUUCAACCUGCUGACAUUGAGUAUGUGACCAUUAAAAGUGAAUACGAUUCCCAGGUGGAGGAGGAGGAGAUUGAGGCCGAGGCCGAACCCGAGGAAGAGGAGCUACUGGAGGCCGAGGAGGACAUUGAGGAUGACAUUGAGGUAAUGGAUGAGACGCCACAACUAGAAAUGGUCAGCGAGCAAAUGCAGCUGCAGAUGCUCGACGAUCAGAUGGUCAUCAUAUCGGGCGAAGAGCAAAUCGAUGAGGUAAUUGGAGAAGUUGAUGCCGAUGACAUCCUGGACAUUGAGCGCGAGGAGCACUUGUUGACUGGCGAUAGCGAGGAGGGUGAAGAUUACCUUGACGAUUCGAUGGAUGAAACGUCCGGCAAUAUCGUUGUCUCCGCCUCCCAGCAGCAGCAGCAGGCAACCACUGGCAAUGCUGGCGGUGAAGUACUGCCCCAUGUGUGUCAUGUGUGCAACAAAGCGUUCCGCCAACAGUGUCGCCUCAAUCAGCAUCUGCGCUCCCACGUCGACGAGAAGCUCUACACGUGCGAAGUGUGCGGCAAGAAGCUGAAGCAUCUGCGCAACUAUAAGGAGCACAUGAUGACGCAUACGAAUGUGAAGCCCCAUCAGUGCAACAUCUGUGAACGCUUCUAUAGGACCACCUCUAGCCUGGCGGCACACAUGCGCACCCAUGCCGAGGACAAGCCGUAUAAAUGCGAUCAAUGCGGACGCAGCUAUGCGGCCUUCGAUCAUCUGCGUCGCCACAAACUGACGCACACCGGGGAGCGGCCGUAUGCGUGUGAUUUGUGCGACAAGGCGUACUAUGAUUCAUCCUCGUUGCGGCAACAUAAGAUCAGUCAUACGGGCGAGAAGGCGUUCACCUGUGAGAUUUGCGGCGUUGGCCUAUCCCAGAAGUCUGGCUACAAGAAGCACAUGCUUGUGCAUUCCGGCGAAAAGCCGCACAAAUGUCCGAUCUGUGGACGCGCCUUUACCUUCACCAGCAAUCUGAAUGCCCAUGUGCGAUUGCAUUCGGGCGAAAAGCCCUUCAAGUGCGACAAAUGCAUGAAGGCAUUCCCAACGAAGAAGCGCCUCAAUAGCCACAUGCGUGUCCACAAUAAGGAGGCGCCCGUCACUGCCACCAUCAGCAGCAGCGUCGGAGGCGGCGGCUGCGGCACAACCACCAGCUCAGCACAGUCCCAAGCGCAAUUGUCGCCGUCGCAGCAACAGCAGUCGGAACGUUUAACAACGGUCGCUGGACGUCGCACCGUGAUGAGCGCAAGUGCAAUGCCCGAUGUAAGCGAUCAGCAGGUGUCCACAUCCAAGGUUGUUGUAGUGCUCUAAACACACUCACACACACACACACAACACACUCUCCUAGUCACUAAGCUUAGUUUUAGAAUAAAAAAAAACAGACAACAGAAGCGCACACAUAACAACAUUCAAGGUUUUAAUUAAAUUUGAAAUCAUACAAAUUACUGCUGACCAAUUUCAUUUUUU
Molecule: messenger RNA, 2318 nt
Organism: Drosophila albomicans
Lineage: Eukaryota; Metazoa; Arthropoda; Insecta; Diptera; Drosophilidae
Product: zinc finger protein 436
Exons: 2
Coding region: 258-2162 (634 amino acids)
Biological process (GO): regulation of DNA-templated transcription
Cellular component (GO): nucleus
Molecular function (GO): RNA polymerase II cis-regulatory region sequence-specific DNA binding; zinc ion binding; DNA-binding transcription factor activity, RNA polymerase II-specific
Source: RefSeq, a predicted model, not a curated record